This is a messenger RNA of Rhizoctonia solani, 2925 nucleotides long. Its product is annotated as DNA replication licensing factor MCM2/3/5 family pretein. Bases 1 to 2925 code for a protein of 974 amino acids. The record is from RefSeq and is a predicted model, not a curated record. Gene Ontology annotation, biological process: mitotic DNA replication initiation; DNA replication; DNA strand elongation involved in DNA replication. The transcript has 16 exons. Gene Ontology annotation, molecular function: ATP hydrolysis activity; ATP binding; single-stranded DNA binding. NCBI's taxonomy places the organism in Eukaryota, Fungi, Basidiomycota, Agaricomycetes, Cantharellales, Ceratobasidiaceae. Gene Ontology annotation, cellular component: MCM complex; nucleus.
AUGUCCUCUAACACCCAGGCUGGACUUGUAGUGGCUGUUGCACUUGUGUCCGCAACCAUCGGCCCCGCCCCUUCGAUCAAGGGGGAAGGUUCGGAUAACGAAGAAUCUGACGAAGAGGAACAUGAUGACACAAACCUAGGAGAAAUCAAAGCCGGGUUAAUGGAGGAGUGCAAAUUGGUCCUCGUCGUUCGGACAGACCUUGGAAUGACCAAGGGAAAGAUUGCUGCUCAAUGCGGCCAUGCGACCUUGGCGUGCUACAAAGCCAUAUCUGCGGCGAAUCCAGCGUUGCUUCGUCAUUGGGAGCGAUUCGGGCAGCCCAAAAUUGCGUUGAAAUGCGAUUCGGAGGAGGAGCUACUGUUGUUACAAGCAACGGCACAAAGCCUCAGCCUCUGUGCGAGAUCUAUUCAGGAUGCUGGCCGGACCCAAAUUGCUGCGGGAUCUCGGACCGUAUUAGGUAUCGGUCCCGGUCCACUCAAUAUGGCCGAAAUACCAGAGCCCAACUUCCCUGAUGAUAUUAUGCGAGAUAGAGCUCGUAUUCUCCAAGAAUUUCUUGAAGAUACAUCACGACCGGAUUCGACAGACUAUAUUGCCGAGAUCGAUACUAUGCUCAGACUCGAUGAAACUCGUCUCAUAGUGAAUGUCGAUGACUUGAGAGACUAUAAUGCCGAGCAUGCUAUUGGCGCAGCCUCCUUAGACAACCGCAUGAAUACAUACCUGCAUUUGACGCUGCUCUUUUGGAGAGUGAAGUUGCAAUACGAUACGGAAAAACAUGAUAUAUCGAAUAAAGAAUACCACGUCGGCUUCCGUGGUAGUUUCGGAGACCAUCAUGUUAGCCCUCGCACCCUCCGUGCUUCCCAUAUCGGAAAGAUGAUUAGCUUGGAGGGUAUUGUCACUCGAUGCUCACUUGUUCGCCCCAAGAUGAUGCGUUCGGUGCACUACUCCGAAAAAACGUCCACAUUUUAUAAAUGCGACUACCGUGAUGGUACUACUCUCUCUAGCCAGGGGCCUACAUCGACCAUAACUCCUCUCGUUGACCCCGAUGGCAAUCCCCUGCAAAUGGAAGUUGGUUACAGCACGUUCCGUGAUCACCAACGAAUCAGCGUACAAGAGAUGCCGGAACGCGCGCCACCAGGUCAACUUCCGCGCAGCGUCGAUGUAAUAAUGGACGAUGAUCUAGUCGACAAAUGCAAACCAGGAGACAGGGUUACACUUGUCGGCGUGUACCGCUCAAUUGGAGGAGGUGGUGGUGCUGGAGGAUUCAAGACUCUGAUCUUAUCAAAUAAUAUUGUGCUUCUCUCUACCAAAUCAGGAGGUGGAAUUGCACAAGCCAGGCUGACUGACACUGACAUUCGCAAUAUCAACAAACUCGCUCAAAAACGCAACAUUGUCAGCCUUCUAUCCUCAUCACUUGCACCGUCUAUCUAUGGUCAUGAUUACAUCAAGCGUGCAAUACUUCUCCUCCUACUCGGUGGUGCUGAGAAAAACCUCACCAACGGAACUCAUAUCCGUGGUGAUAUCAACAUUCUUAUGGUUGGUGACCCUAGUACUGCUAAAUCUCAGCUCCUACGUUUUGUGCUGAGUACCGCUUCACUCGCUAUUGCUACUACUGGUCGAGGGAGCUCGGGUGUGGGUUUGACAGCUGCGGUCACUACCGAUAAAGAGACAGGGGAGAGAAGACUUGAGGCAGGUGCAAUGGUGUUGGCCGAUCGUGGGGUUGUGUGUAUCGACGAAUUCGACAAAAUGAGCGACGUGGAUCGCGUUGCUAUCCAUGAAGUAAUGGAACAACAAACUGUCACAAUUGCCAAAGCAGGUAUACAUACCAGUUUGAACGCUAGGUGCAGUGUCAUUGCGGCGGCCAAUCCGAUUUACGGCCAGUACGAUGUCCAUAAAGAUCCACACAGGAAUAUUGCGCUACCGGACUCCUUGUUAUCUCGUUUUGAUUUGCUCUUCGUAGUAACGGACGACGUCGAGAAAACCGGGACCGAAAGAUCGCAGACCAUGUACUCCGCAUGCAUCGCUAUGUACCACCCGGCCAUGAGGAAGGAACACCUCGGCCGCCACUGCCAACGCUUCUGGCACAACAACCGAGCCCUUCGAGAAUAUGAUCCACUAAUUCAUGGUGGUGUUGCUCCCGGGCCUAGUUCUCGUUCAACUCGCUCGGCUGCCAAGAAACCUGAAAUCCUUUCGAUCCCUUUCGUAAAGAAAUACAUUCAAUAUGCCAAAGCAAAACCAGCUCCGGUGCUCACCCAGGGUGCUGCUGAUUGGAUUGUCCAAGUAUAUGCGUCUCUGCGAAAUGACGAACUGGAAGGGAAUAAUAAAAAGACUUCGCCUUUAACCGCACGUACACUUGAAACGUUGAUUCGUCUUGCCACCGCUCAUGCAAAGGCCCGACUCUCCUCCAAGGUAGAGGAGAAGGACGCGAUGGCUGCCGAAGAAAUCCUCAAAUUUGCCCUAUUCAAAGAAGUGCUCAAACCAGAGCGUCGAAAGCGACGUAAACUCAAUACUGGUGCCGCUGGGGCUGGAGCACAAAGCGACGAAGAGGAAGGGAGCGACGAUGAAAUGGAAAGUGCACCGCAGCGGAUGGAAAUGCCACAGCAACAGCCUGCCACGACUACCAAAGGCAAGGGCGACGAUGUCAACGGUAUUAAUGGGCGCAUGGAGGAGCCCUCAUCCAGCGCAGCUCAGGAAUCACAACCGCGCGGCGUCGCCCUCAGCGUCGAUAAAUUCCGUAGCCGCCUUUCAGAAGUAUUCCAGGAACGGUUUGCAGAGGAAGAAGCCAUUCCGAUGGAAUCAGUUCUCGAGGCCAUUAACGAAGGCCUCCCUGUUGACGAACUCUUUGGUCGUAUAGAAGCGACCGAAAUUGCCGAGAUUAUGACUGCAGCGGACCAAAUCAUGUUGAGCGAUGGAGUCAUUUAUAAGAUUUGA